Ixodes scapularis (black-legged tick) is the source of this 5226-nucleotide messenger RNA. RefSeq names its product tyrosine-protein phosphatase non-receptor type 9. The record is from RefSeq and is a predicted model, not a curated record. The transcript has 6 exons. Gene Ontology annotation, biological process: protein dephosphorylation. The coding region runs from base 1 to 1629 and encodes 542 amino acids. Gene Ontology annotation, molecular function: protein tyrosine phosphatase activity. Lineage: Eukaryota; Metazoa; Arthropoda; Arachnida; Ixodida; Ixodidae.
AUGAGUGAUUACGUUGCUAUUCUGAAGCCACUAGAAGAAGCAACGACCAAUGCUGGAGCUGACAGCUACCCAACCUUGUCAGCCCAAAUACCCAUCUUGUAUUGCAUCCUUGCAUGCCUGAACAGCUCCAUCAGCCAGCAGACCAUAACUUCCUCGUUCUCGUCUAACCUGGCCAAGUGCCUCAAGACAAGAUUUCCUGACUUCAAAUUUGACCAAGUAGCCAGCUUGGCAAUGCUCCUAGACCCAAGGUUCAAGGCAGUGGUCUACGAAGAGGACAGGUCGAUGGGGAACUGGUUGAAGAACCUGGGAGUUGAGGAAGCGCAAAAAAUCCCUGAGACACAAAGAAGCGCAGGGGUGUCCUCAGAGAUAGCGGCCCAUGAAGUUCCGUCCAGGUCAGCGCUGUGGCAAAACUUGGACAGCCUCAUUAAACAAAAGCAGCAUUCAAUGACACAAGCUGAAGAAGAGGUAGCAGGCUACCUGCACGAAGACGUCCUGGCCCGGGAAGAGGAUCCUUGCAAGUGGUGGUGUGAGAAGGGUGCCACAAGAUACCCCCUGUUGGCUCUACUUGACCCAGCGGCCGAGCCCCCGUCGGAGGCCCCUCCCCCCGUGGCCGAGGAGGAGGAAGAGUGCCCCUCCUCGGCCUCCUCCUCCUCGCAGUGGGAGGGGCAGGGGGGCGUGACCCUGGAGGAGUUCAUCGGGCAGCUCCAGGUCAAGGGCCGCAAGGGCCUCUACCAGGAGUACAGCCAGCUCAAGGCCAGGGGGCCCCAGGGCACCUUCCUCACGGCCAGGCUGAAGGCAAACCAGUGCAAGAACCGGUACACGGACGUGCUCUGCUACGACCACAGCAGGGUGACCCUGGCCCGGCGGGGAGACGACGAGGACUCGACAUACAUCAACGCCAACUUCGUCGACGGCUACCGCCACAAGAACGCCUUCAUCUCCACCCAGGGGCCCCUGCCCAAGACGUACUGCGACUUCUGGCGCAUGGUGUGGGAGCAGCGGUGUGCGGUGAUCGUCAUGACGACGCGUACCUUCGAGCGGGGUCGGGGCAAGUGCGGCCAGUACUGGCCCGCGGCCGUGAAGGCGUCAAUGGACUUCGACGGGCUCUUCCGGGUCACCACGCUCUCGGCCGACCCCAAGCCGGACUACAUCCAGGCCGAGCUGGAGCUGCACAACUACGAGACAAAGGAGACGCGGCUGGUCAGCCACCUGCAGUUCACGAGCUGGCCGGACUACGGCGUGCCGGACUCUGCCCUGGCCAUGCUGGCUUUCCGGGGAGUGGUGAGGGACAAGCAGGCACAGGCAUUGGCCAGCAUGGAGCCCAAGUGGGAGGGGCACCCCCUGGGACCGCCCAUUGUGGUGCACUGCAGCGCUGGCAUUGGCCGGACGGGCACGUUCAUCACCCUCGACAUCUGCAUCCUACAGCUGGAAGAGGAAGGCCGCGUGGACGUGCGCUCCACCGUGGAGCGCAUCCGCUCUCAACGUGCCUUCAGCAUCCAAAUGCCGGACCAAUAUGUGUUCUGCCACCUUGCCCUCCUCGAAUUUGCGCUCUUGCGCGGACUACUGCAAGACGUUGCGCUCGACGGCUUUGAGGACGACGACGACCGUGGGGGAUCCGACUCGGAGUGAUCGGCUUUGGGUGAUCGACCCGGUGUGAUUGGCCCCAGUGAUCGGCUCGGGGGGUGAUUGGCUCUAGUUGGUCAGCUCCGAGUUGAUAUGCUUCGAGUAAUCGGCUCGGAGUGAUCGGCUUCGAGUGAUCGGCGACUGCGGCCAGUGACCACCCCUCGUGGAAGUGCGAUCGUCGGCGCUGGCUCGAAGCCAAGUUUUCCAUCGAUCUGAAGAAAGUGACACCUUUAUUCUUUAUUACUUUGAGAUUUUUUUUUUUUUUUCUGAAUUCUUGAGUCAUCACCUUUUGUUUUGUAGCUAGCUGGUGCGAGUUAUUGUUUCUGCUGGUGCAAAGGUCGAGUUUGUUCCCUCUGUGGCGUACGACACGAGCAUCUUUCACAUUGACGAAGUAAUCUCUAUUUUCAUUUCUUCCCCUGCAGUUUGCGUGCUGCCUCGUUUACCUCGACACUAAUUGCCAAAGUUGGGCCAAAGCAGUCUCCAGUUGGGAGCGAAAAGUUGCUGUAUUUUUUUUUUAAAUAAGUCGUCCUCGGAAAUGAUACGUACCGCUUGUCGUGCUGAAUACAAAGCAGUCGCAGAGGGCGACAAGGAUCGAUGAGACGGUUCUGAAUGGGAGGAGUGCUCCAAAUUCAUCAGUUUCGAUCUAAUUCCUAUUACGCGACACGUCCCGCGAUGUUGCCGUCGAAGCCAUGCACGGUGACUUUUUUUUUAUUUCAUUUCUGGUGCUUGUUGAAGUUGCACCUGAGGAUUCUGGUGCUUUUCAGUCGCAUAAACUGGUGACUAGCCUUAGCUCGAGUUUUUGUUUCCCUUUUUUUUUUUAAUUUGUGACUUCAUUAACAUCGGAAACACAGCCAACGGCUAUUACGGGUUUCUUUGUUUUGAAAAACGUUGCGCGAUCGCGGCGCCGGUUUUAUUUUACUUUGAAAGGUUUGAAUGGUGUUUUUUUUCUUUCUCACUUUCGUUAUGAACUCCAGAUGUCUGUUCUUUUUGUUUUUGUCAUUUUUUUUGGUUUUGGCAUAGGGGUCUGGAGGUUCAGAAUUUUUGGCCGACUCUAUAUUUAACUGUGUGUAUUUAAGAGACCAGGUUCCGUGCGGUGUUGUAGAGCUGUCCUAGCGCGUGGUGUUGGUGGUGUCAGUAGUGUGUCGUCUGUGGAACGGUCUGCGGUCGGCGAACGGGUCGGGUAGCGGAAACAUACAGAGGUGCGAUUGCCUCCCCUUUUACAAGGGCGUCUUUUGGCAGCGGAAGUUUGGCGUCGGCCAAACAGCUCCAUACAUGCGGUAGCUCUCUUGUUUUUCAUGGUUCAAUGUACCCUCGGCAAAAACUGCCAGUCCACGUUAGCCUUUCUGACACUGUCAUUUUUUAAGGUUGCCAUAACAAGAGUGCAAGUGCCGUCUGCCAGUGCACUGAAGCCGUCGUACAUAGGAUGUUCACGUUUGCCAAAAGCAGCCAUCGUUCAGUUACGUCCAGCGUUUUCGCAAUUGACCUCGAACGUUUCCACGAAGGUCGCCACGGACAUAAAACCUCUAUCUAGUCUUUACUUUUUUUUUUUUUCAAAUGCUCGCACUUUGAUGAGUUGUCAACUCGAAACGGAGCCAUUUCUCGUGCAUCUUGCAUAACUAUUUAUCGAUUACUUCUUGUUUUCAUUGCGCAGUCUGAUGCGCUACAGCGUCUCGAGAUGGAUCUCCCUCCAGAACAAGUAUCCAGUAGUGUCCGAGGCUCUUAAGAAUGGUGGCUUCGGCUAUGGCUUGCUGUGGGCUUAGAAUUUGACGACUAUGGAUUCGAAGUGCUUGCAGACGAGCCUCGAGAGAGUCUAGAUUCUCAUCUUCUACAUUACCUGCUGCUGGGUAGUUUUGGAACAUAGCGCGUACAAUUAACAGCGCAAGAGACAAUGUUUAAGCCACGUGCUGCUUGCUCAGGUCGUCUGCCAUUUGUGCAUCUUCUGUCCACGAAUAGCAGAUGACAGUGUCGUCUGCUAUAUUACCUCUUCGAAAGUAAUAAGACUUUUCUGCGUCAUGUAGCCCCACAAAGCAUUUCGGGCACACUUCUGCGACAGUGUGGUGUGAAUCCACUUUCUUGCAUUCCUGCUUUUUUUGCCCAAUUUGUGUUAGUACAAAUUGCAUAUUGCAAGUCAUGGUUCCGAUUGUACAUACGACAUAGUAGCUCUCAUUUUCUCAAGGGAUCUCGUCGAUGCUUUCUAGGGUCGUUUUUCCGUGAAUUGAGACUGGCGUAUUGUAGAAAUUUUUUCUUGUCUACUUAAGUAUGAUUUUGUAGGCUGGUGUGACUUUCAUCCAGUGUUGCCACAAUCGUUUCCGAGACUUUUUUUUGUUUUGUUUCAUGACUCCUGUAUUGCACUAGUCAUGUUUUUGCGAGCGAUUCCGUCGCACCUGUGCGCUGUCCUCAUGGAGGUUUGCAUCAACUAGAUUCCAACAGCAGUUAAAUCAUCAGAGCAGUGUAUGCUGUCCCUUUCUUGACCAUUGAGGAAUUUAUUAUUAUAAUUGUGUUAGUGUGAACCGGGAAACGCGGUCACUGGUCGAUUUCAGUGUGUUCUGAGCUGAGUCUAUUGGCUAUGGCUGUACAAUGUAUACUGUGAACGUUGUAUUUGGGAGUCUAAUAUUUUUUUGAGUUUGUCGGAAGUGCAACUUUUAGGGACAUUCCAUGAAAAUUAAAUUUUGUUGCCACUUGCUGCGAUAUGCAAGAGAACAUUAACUUCUGGAUGGAUAACUACCAGUUAGGAUUAUAUUCUGUUGCCAGCUGCAGGGUUAUAAUAAGUGCCAUUUCAUGUUGAAUUUUGCCAUAUGAAUCGGCACUUUUCGUAACUGGAAUUUUUUUGUUAUAAAUUUUUAUUGUAUAUAAAGCAGUUGUAUGUUAAACGAGGCUGGUAAAAAGGCCAUUUUUUUUUUUUUAUUUCGCAUUCUCAGUUAGGUUAAAAUCGCAAACCACGGGAAAAGGUCUAAGUAAAUCGCUAUUGAGGACUGCAGCUAAGAGGGAAGCCAUGCGACUUCACGAGAAAAAGCAGCAAAUUGUUUUUUAAACCUGGCAAAAAAAAAAACAGUGCAGCCUUUUUGGGCUUUUUUUAUUUUAUUUUUCGCUGCAAAAACUCUGACACAAUUUUUUUUUUUUUUUUUGUGCAACAUGCAAAAACUUUGCUAGAAGAAAAAAAACCCCGAAGUUCCAAGAUAUGUUGUCUGAAGUUCUCAGGAGGCUGACAAUUCAUCGACCACCUUCGUUUUAGAAGGAAAAUAUCCAGUGGUGGAAACACAAACUACGACUUCAAUUUAACAAACUCUGAGUUUCAUUGGUCAUCUUUUAUUACAACAGUGACAUACACACUUCAGUCAUCUCGUUAACGAAGAUCAGUCAUCACAGUUCAUGCCUACAAAGUGCAGCACGUCUUGCCGUUUUUGAUUCUCUCUUCUCUGGAUUGAAAAAGAAAAACGAUCUACAGCUCUGAACGGUCGAACAAUCAGCAGUCUCCCAUCCCGGAAUCCACUGGUGUGUAUGUAAUGCCUCCUCCGUGCAGCAGAAAUGUUUCUCCUAGUGUCUAACAAACAGCCUAACAUAUUUCCUCAUCACCUGUAUUGGAAUAAAAGCGUACAUAUCUAA